GAGAAGAGAAGCGUUAACUGUUUGCAUGUACGAUGAGAUUAAAAGUCACCAUAUCAGAGCUAGAAAAACAAGAUAAGAACAUUAUAACAUUUGAUCAAAAUAUAAACGUGUGUACUAUGUGCAUCCAGUUGUUGAGUAAAAUGUAUGUUGCAGAUAAAGCCGUGUGACAGUAGUGAGGCAAGAAAAAUAUUGAGAUUAGACAAGAAUAAAUACCUAAAUAUACAGAUCUACAUACGCAUAUGUGUACAUAUACAUUUAUCAGGACAUCCAGGAGUUUAACAGUUAUUAGCUUUGGGGGGGGGAAAAACUGUCAUUGAAUCCGUCUUAGAUGCAGGUUCAAUGUUUUUUAGAUGAAGAUUUCCUUUUUCUUCUCUGUUAUCUGACUUCCCUUGUGUCUGCUGCAGGUGCCUCCUGAAAACAAGCUGCCCCCACCCUCCGUCAAACUCCUCAGUGAUUUUACGCAGGAUCAUCCUUCUUUUUUCCUCUGUGAGGUUGGCUGUAGCGCCUAUAGGAAAGGAAGAGCGACGCUGAGCAGGAGCAGGCUGUCUGAGCUGCUCCUCUGCAGUUUGGAGACUUAUUCACCGUCUUCUUUUUCUGGGGGAGCAGGUCACUUUCUUCUGGAGUAAAAAGGUCAGAUGUUCAGAAAGCUCUUUGAUGAGAAUCAUACUAGAGGUCUGUUUCCAGCAUGACCGCUACCUCAGACACUCCCGAGCUCCGAACCGCCAACACUACCUGCUGCCACAAACAUCUGUCCAUCACAGCCUCGGCCGUCUCCAUGACUGUGGGCGUCUUUUCCAACAGCUUUGCUCUCUUCAUCCUGAUCAAGUCCUACAACCGGCUCCGGAUCAAGUCCAAAGCCUCCUUCUUGGUGUUUGCCAGCAGCCUGGUGAUCACCGACCUGCUGGGUCACCUCAUCAACGGCUCCCUGGUGCUCUACGUGUACUGCUCCCAAAGGAAGUGGGAGACCUUUGACCCUCAUGGCGUUGUGUGCAGCAUCUUUGGAGUCUGCAUGGUGUUCUACGGUCUGAGCCCUUUGUUCCUGGGGAGCGCCAUGGCUGUGGAGCGCUGCAUUGGAGUCACCAGGCCCAUCUUCCACUCUACGGCUUUGGCGUCGCAUCACGUCAAAAGACUGCUGGCCCUCAGCUGGCUGCUCGCCGCCCUGGUGGCCUUCCUGCCCGUGCUGCUUCAGAGACCAUAUGAGGUGCAGAGCUCUGGGAGCUGGUGCUUCUUCCACAUGGAGCAGCCAAAAGACUGGCUGGAUGUGCUGCUUCCUCUGCUCUUCUCCUUCCUGGGGCUUCUGGCGCUGAUGCUGUCCAUCAUUUGUAACACCUUCGCGAGCUGCGCCUUGCUGCAUGGCCGGCUGCGCCACAAGCAGAGCUGCAGAGUAACACCGUACCACUUAGAGAUGAUCUGCCAGCUCCUGACCAUCAUGCUGGUGUCCUGUGUGUGCUGGGGACCACUGUUGAUCCACGUCAUCGUUCUGAGUACCAGACGCAAAGAGGAGUCUGUGUGUUUCAGUCUGCUGACCACUGUCCGAAUGGCCACGUGGAACCAGAUCCUGGACCCCUGGGUCUACAUCCUGCUGAGGAGGGCUGUUCUGAAGAAGAUCUUCAUGCUGUUCCACAGCUGCUGGUCCUCGAAGCACCCAGACCUCCCGUACUGGCAGUGCAGGAUGGUCGGCAGCUCCAUGGAGGCCAGCAAAUCUGACCCCCGCUGUCCGGCUGCACCAGACACUGCCAUCACAUCCAUAACUGGAAGCCUGGCUUGCGGGUCACACCUGAACACGCUCAGCUCGUCUCCACAUCACCAGUAAUCACUGAGCUGCCAGAAGUGUGCUGUUCUGUGGGGUGUAGGCUUUCUAUUUGUUUCUAAUUUUCAGUGUUUCAGCAGCUCUCAGAACAAAAAGUAGGGGUGUAACAAUUAAUCGACUUAAUCAAUGAAUCGAUUUCUAUUCCUACAACCCAACAAGAUCGAUCUGUCUGAGCCAAGUUGUCAAUCUAAUUGACCUAAACUACUAUAAAAUUGUUUCAAAAUGGAACAAAUCGACCAUAAUCGAUGCUGGAAAAUACCGUUUGGACUUUGGCAUUGUAAGUCCUUUCAACAAAAAGACAACUGCUGUUUUCUUUAAAGUUCCACUACGAUCAUCUUUUGAUUUAUUCUCAAAGCGUUCCCAGCGUUUUUUUAGUUAUGAUUAUUCCGCUUUUAGCUAAAAUCAAAAGUCCUGUAUCGUUUUUCUAGGACAUAGUUUCUGCAAAGCGGCAGGAGUUCAUUAGACGUUCACCUCUGAGAUGUGGGCGGACUGUUGGCGAAGAGCAGCUAUGCCCCCCCCCCCCCCCCCCCCCGUUUUUGAGAGCUCGGGGCAGGGAGGUUGGGACCCACCCAAUGUAUUUUCCACUUAACAUAUUAGUUAUUUUUCAAUCUGCAAUUUUUCAUCUGCUCCUUAUUCAUUUGAAUAAUAAAAAAAACACUAACCAAAUGCAAUUAUGAUCCUAUCAUCUUUAUAAAUGUCCUCCAUUAAUUAUAAGAGCAUGGCGGGUGUUAAAAACAAUAAAAACACAAGUUUAUUAGUGGGUCUUAAAAGCGAUUCAUAAACACUUUCCAGCACUUUCAGCGCUCAGAAAGUAAAAGUUUUAGCUCCUCUGCUCUUCUUGUUAGCAAGUCACUACGUUGUAAAUAAGAAACCUGUUCUCAGCGCUUUAGUAUUAAGCUGUUUCAUGUUGUUUCUAAAAUGUGCAUAGAAUGUGAAAAUAGGAGACUCUGAACAUUAAAGAACAAAACUUAAAACUGUUAUUUUUGUGUUUUUUUAGUCAAUAAUAAUGAAUUCUUUACUGAUUCUGUGCUCUGGUGACAUACGUCUACAUAUUCAUCAUGUGGAUUUAUUAUAAAAUUAUUAAUAAGUUUUUGGGGGGUUUUGUUGGGUUUUUUUUUGGGGGGGGGGUCUUUUUUACCCUCUUUAGGAAGGGAAAUAUGCUGCCCUUUCUGCUUUUACAGGGUCAAAAAUCCAUCGCAGCUAUGUGGAAAAUCUUUUAAUUGAAGCACACUGGGGAGUUUCUCUCCCACUCUGCCAUUCCCCAUAGAGAAAUCAUAUAAACAUUGUAACCCUUGUGCUAUCCUAGGCACUUUAACAUUUGGAGUUGGGUCAUCUAGACCCACUAGACAAUGCUCUGAACCUUUUUU
Messenger RNA from Oryzias latipes (Japanese medaka), 3177 nucleotides. It is a transcript of the gene ptgfr, whose product is annotated as prostaglandin F receptor (FP). The record is from RefSeq and is a predicted model, not a curated record. Gene Ontology annotation, biological process: adenylate cyclase-activating G protein-coupled receptor signaling pathway; positive regulation of cytosolic calcium ion concentration; inflammatory response. Lineage: Eukaryota; Metazoa; Chordata; Actinopteri; Beloniformes; Adrianichthyidae. Gene Ontology annotation, molecular function: thromboxane receptor activity; prostaglandin F receptor activity. Gene Ontology annotation, cellular component: plasma membrane.